GACAGCUCAGAGACGGAACUCCAACAUGGCGGUGUGCAUAUCAGUGAUAGCUAAAGAGAACUACCCGCUGUACAUCCGCAGUGUGCCCACCCAGAACGAGCUGAAGUUCCACUACACCGUGCACACCUCCCUGGAUGUGGUGGAGGAGAAGAUCUCAGCUGUGGGCAAGUCCCUGGGAGACCAGAGGGAGCUGUACCUGGGGCUGCUCUACCCCACGGAAGACUACAAAGUAUAUGGAUAUGUAACAAACUCCAAGGUGAAAUUUGUUAUCGUUGUGGACUCAUCAAAUACAUCAUUGCGGGACAAUGAAAUAAGAAGUAUGUUCAGAAAAUUGCACAACUCUUUCACCGAUGUAAUGUGCAACCCGUUUCACAAUCCUGGGGACACCAUUCAGUCCAAGGUCUUCGAUGGAAUUGUUUCAGGAAUGAUGGUGCCAACUGGCUGACGGCCCUUCCAACCCUUUCUGCUCUGUACAUAAUACCCCCCCCCCUCUUUUUCCUCCAAAUUUGAAAUGUAUAACUAUUAAAUGUUGUUGUUGCACAUCA
Messenger RNA from Limanda limanda (common dab), 545 nucleotides. RefSeq names its product trafficking protein particle complex subunit 2L (gene trappc2l). The transcript is spliced from 5 exons. Gene Ontology annotation, biological process: endoplasmic reticulum to Golgi vesicle-mediated transport. NCBI's taxonomy places the organism in Eukaryota, Metazoa, Chordata, Actinopteri, Pleuronectiformes, Pleuronectidae. Gene Ontology annotation, cellular component: cytoplasm; nucleus; TRAPP complex. The record is from RefSeq and is a predicted model, not a curated record. Bases 26 to 445 code for a protein of 139 amino acids.